AUGUCAAAGUAUAAACAAGAAAUUGAAGAGGUUAUUCGCAAAAAGCAAAAGCUUUUAGAAGAGCUCGAGCUUUCAAAAAAUACAUAGGAAGUUAUAGAUGACAAUUUAGCAGUCGAAGAUGGAGAAAGAAAAAGAAAAAUACCUAAAAUAAAAGACGAUAAUACUAAAUAGUAAGAACUUGGAAAUGAUGAAAUAUUAGAUAGUUAAUUAGUGAAAGACGCAUACAAUACUUAGAAUGAGCAUGAUGAGGAAUAAAAUGAAGAAAUUUAAGAAAAAAAGAAUGAUAUUAGAAAGGAAUGUCCCUUCAUUAUUACAAUUAAGAGACAUUUAUUAGAUUUUGACUUCGAAAAGCUUUGUAGUAUUUCAUUAGCUAACUUAAAUGUAUAUGCAUGCCUUAUUUGUGGAAAAUAUUAUUAAGGCAGAGGUAGAAAUACUCAUGCAUACUUGCACUCUUUAGAGACAAAUCAUCAUAUGUAUAUUAAUUUGCAUAAUGCCAAAGUUUAUUGCUUGCCUGAUAAUUAUGAGGUUAUAGAUUAGAGUUUGAAUGAUAUCAAAUACAAUUUAGCACCAGUGUAUUCUGAUUAGUAAUUAGCCAAUUUAGAUACAAUGGAUACAAAAUCUCGUGCAUUAAAUGGUAUUUAUUAUUAACCUGGAUUUGUUGGUUUGAACAACAUUAAAAUGAAUGAUUAUGUUAAUGUUAUCAUUUAAGCUCUUUGUAGAAUACCUGUGCUAAGAAAUUAGAUUAUUCGCUUUAACAAUACAGUAAAUUAAGAUGUCUUUGAUUUGAAAACUUUAAUUUCAAAGCGUUUUUCAAAUCUUGUUAAAAAAAUAUGGAAUCCUAGAAACUUCAAAGGUUAGGUUUCUCCUCACGAGUUACUCUAAGCAAUUGUUUUAAAGAGUAAGAAAAAGUUUACCAUAAAUGAACAAAGUGACCCAAUAAAAUUACUCAGUUGGCUUUUAAAUAACAUAUAAUCUGAAUUAAGCAACACUAACUAUAAAAAUCUUAUUGAUGAGUGCUUUAAAGGUGAAGUAGAAAUUCACACAUACACUCCUUUAUAAAAUCAGAUAGGUUAUUCUAGUGUUCCAGAAAUAGAAAAUAAGCCAUUCAUUUAUUUAACUUUGAACAUCCCUCCUCCACCUCUGCACAAGGAUGAUCACAAAAAAAUUAACAUUCCUGAACAACCUCUUUUCAAUCUCUUGAAAAAAUUCGAUGGAAUAACCACUCACGAUAAUCCUAAAUACAGAAAAACUUAUAGAAUUAAAAAAUUACCUAAAUAUUUAAUAUUACACAUGGAACGUUUCACUUUUAACAAGUAUUAUUUAGAAAAGAAUCCCACUAUUGUUCGUUUCCCAUUGAACAAUCUUGACUUAAAAGGAUAUAUUGAUGAAGGAAAGAGUUUAAGAUAUAAUCUGUUGGUAAAUAUAUGUCACGAAGGAACAGCAAAAGCUGGUACAUAUAAAAUACAUGUUAGAAAUAAAGCCAACAACACCUGGUUUGAAAUCCAAGAUUUGUAUAUCACAUAAGUUUUACCUUAAAGAAUUAGUGUAUCAGAAGCCUACAUUUAAAUAUAUGAAAGAAUUGAUGAUUGA
Tetrahymena thermophila SB210 is the source of this 1590-nucleotide messenger RNA. RefSeq names its product ubiquitin specific protease 39 and snRNP assembly factor. The record is from RefSeq and is a predicted model, not a curated record. The transcript has 3 exons. Lineage: Eukaryota; Ciliophora; Oligohymenophorea; Hymenostomatida; Tetrahymenidae. Gene Ontology annotation, molecular function: cysteine-type deubiquitinase activity; zinc ion binding. Gene Ontology annotation, biological process: spliceosomal complex assembly; protein deubiquitination; mRNA processing.